Messenger RNA from Emiliania huxleyi CCMP1516, 525 nucleotides. RefSeq lists its product as hypothetical. The record is from RefSeq and is a predicted model, not a curated record. The transcript has a single exon. NCBI's taxonomy places the organism in Eukaryota, Haptophyta, Isochrysidales, Noelaerhabdaceae. Bases 1 to 525 code for a protein of 174 amino acids.
AUGACAGCCGCGCUCCUUCCCCGUGCGCCCUUCGGGGCGGUGGCCCGCCUCGCCUGGAGGCCGGCUGCUCCCAGCAUGACCGCGCUCGCUGGCUCUUUUGCCGGCGCGGUCUCCUCCGACCUCGAGUCGCUCGAGCAUUGUAUCGUGCAGGCUGACGGCGAGGACGGCGUAAGGGAGUGUAUUGAGCUAUUUGACCUUGAGUCGGGCGGGGAUGAGCCGCUCACGGCGCUCGAGCGUUGUAUCAUCGAUGCCGAUGGCGAAGGCGGUGUGGCCCUUUGCAUUGAGCAGUACGACGCAGCAGCAGCGGAGGACGGGACUCAGGAGCUGAGCGGUGCAAGCCUGAGCGGUGCAAGCCCUCUGGAGGAGUGCAUUGUGCACGCGGACGGGGAGGACGGGGUCCGCGAAUGCAUGGAGCGAUUUGACGCGCUGCAGGGCGGGGGAGACCCGCCCACGCCGCUGGAGCUGUGCAUCCUCGCGGCCAAGAGGGAGGACGAGGUGCAGGAGUGCAUGGAGCUGCUCGCAUAG